This is a messenger RNA of Ilex paraguariensis (yerba mate), 1232 nucleotides long. NCBI's taxonomy places the organism in Eukaryota, Viridiplantae, Streptophyta, Magnoliopsida, Aquifoliales, Aquifoliaceae. The record is from the annotation of a GenBank genome assembly.
UUCUCAAUCCAAAAGAAAGGUGUAGAUCACCUCUUCCUCAAUACGUGGAGGUUCCCCACACAGCAGGCUAUCCUGUAUUGUCGGACCCUGACAUGUUUCAAAUGGCAAUUGAAACUCCUGGAAGCAACAAUUCUUCUUUGCAUCCUCAUUUUGGCUAUCUCUCAUUUGCUCCUCCAGAGCUGUCAUUUGGCAAGUACCUGACUGAUGAACAGGCAUGGGUGGACACAAUUAAAUCUGUAGGAAUAGGGGCGUCUGUUAGAAUUAGUACUAUGGAUUGGCUUGGUCAAUCCCAGUACACAAACCAAACAGUUUACUGGUCGACCCUUUCUUCAGCAGUGUCAGAGGUUAUCUUCUCAAAGCAUGCAGAGGUCAAGAUAUUAGUGGCAUAUUGGGCACAUUAUAUCAACAACACAGAUCAGUAUCUGAAGUCUCUUCUCUACUCCAAUACCCUAUGCUCUUCCUCAAAGUACAACAAAUGUUCUGGCAAAGUUGAGAUCAAAUACUACAUGGUGCCUGGAUUUAAUUUGACUGGACCUGCUAAUCUGAAUGGAACAAGCACUGGAAAUAUUUAUCCGGGCUUUACUAGAGUCAACCAUGGAAAAUACACAGUUAGCGAUGUGCGAGCCCACAUUGGAACCAGCAAUCUGAUAUGGGAUUAUUUCUAUACGACAGCGGGUGUCAGCUUCGGGACAUACAAUCCUGCCAUUAUUUUGCAACUUCAAGAAAUCUUUGAUGCUGAUUGGAAUUCACCAUAUGCUGUUCCAGUUGAAUCAUUGGAGGAAGCUCGUGCUUAUUCAAGUUGAUGAAAUUUUUGAACUUGUUGGCAACAAGUUGAAAAUAAGAGAAAGAGGUAGCUACAAAAGUGAUUGAAGACCUGAAGAUUCCGACUGCAUAGUUACACGACUGAGUUGAUUGCAUGCGCUUUAAAUUGCCAAGUUUUCACCUUAGAACUCAUUUUCAAAAACCAGCUACAGAAGAAUAAACUGAACUUAUUUAACCUGAUCAUAUUGAGAAAGAGACUGGCACUUGUAACAGGCCAGUAUAAAAGACUCUCUCCCCCUCUCAGAAUAGGUCCUCUUUUCUUUCCUUGUUUUUUUCUUCCGUACAAUGCUACACUACACAAAAGUAGAGUCAACCAGGAGCAGAAAUAAAAAAAGGAAAAUAUUAUUUGGACUUUAUUUGAGAACGUUGUUCAGGAAUUUAAUGAUGUAUAACUAUUAGAUUAAUUGUGG